AUGAAGUUAAUCUCUGUGGGCAUAGCUUGUGUCUGUAUGUUGGCGAAUGCACUGACAGAUGCCAGGCCUAUUGAGGAUGAAGAUGACCCUUACAGAGAACCUGCAGGCAUGCUUUACUGGCCUUUCUCGUCCAAUGAUUUCUGGUCAUAUGUGGAGUACUUCCGGACCUUGGGAGCGUACCACAGAAUCAAUGAACUGGCCAGAACCUUCUUUGCUCACCAGCCACUUGGAAAUACUCUUGGAUAUGCUGUCCCAUAUCAUGAGCACUAA
This is a messenger RNA of Gekko japonicus, 270 nucleotides long. It is a transcript of the gene OTOS, whose product is annotated as otospiralin. Gene Ontology annotation, biological process: sensory perception of sound. The record is from RefSeq and is a predicted model, not a curated record. The transcript is spliced from 3 exons. NCBI's taxonomy places the organism in Eukaryota, Metazoa, Chordata, Lepidosauria, Squamata, Gekkonidae. The coding region runs from base 1 to 270 and encodes 89 amino acids.